Molecule: messenger RNA, 1114 nt
Organism: Harmonia axyridis
Lineage: Eukaryota; Metazoa; Arthropoda; Insecta; Coleoptera; Coccinellidae
Product: E3 ubiquitin-protein ligase MARCHF3-like
Exons: 5
Coding region: 33-1073 (346 amino acids)
Biological process (GO): protein ubiquitination
Molecular function (GO): ubiquitin-protein transferase activity; zinc ion binding
Source: RefSeq, a predicted model, not a curated record
UGUCAUUAUUGACAAUUUUUUUCUUUCGUGUCAUGGCCCGCAAACCAUCUACAAGCGGUGCCAGCAAUAACAAACGUAAGGAUGUUGUAGUUUCCAUUUUGCUAACAGAAUCUACAGCAAGUCUCAUGAGCCCAAAAAUUCCCAAUUUAGAAGAUCUGCACUCAGAAGAAUCACAUGUAUGUACCAUCAGCUCGAGUGAAACGAAUUAUUUGAAUAACAAUCCCUUAAUCACACAAAGGAACAGUUUCGAUAAUAAAAGUUUGCUUUCAGAGGUAGCAUACUUUCAAUAUGGAAGUUUCUCUUCUAUUUCAAUGCCAGAAACAUCCUCCAAUGAUUCUACAAAGAUAUUUCCGUUAAAAAUGAGCAGACCAAGUCUGCCUUACAUUCUCAAACCCACCAAAAUAAAUACAAGGCCCAUCGUGGCUGUCAGAAGCCUAGCACACGAUGAUAGACUAGACGUACAUAUGAAUAAAAUUUAUGUUUCACUUCUUGAUAGUGAUUCCUUUCAGAUGAGUUUAGACUCUGAACCCUACAUGUGUAGAAUAUGCCAUGGAGGUGAAAGUGUAGAUGAUCUUUUGACACCAUGUCGAUGUAGGGGUAGUGUAGCCUUAGUUCAUUUAAAAUGUUUGGAAAGGUGGCUAAUGGAGUCUUCAAGGAGUUAUUGUGAAUUAUGUCAACACCACUACGAAAUUAUAAGACAACCAAGAUAUAAUAUAAUUAUGUCUAUGGUGAUGUUUGUAUCGACGCCUGGGGCACACUUAUGGGACCUUAUAAUAGAUACAGCAACUUUUAUUGCUUAUACUCCCACUGCCAUCGCCUCAACUUACACCUUAAUACUAUUAUGUGAAAAUAUAGCAAAAACGGAAAAACAUCAAGUGAUGUCGCAUGUGUUAGCUUUUCUAUCAAUUUUUGGUAUCGCUGCUAUAGAUUUCACAUAUUCUUCUUGGAUGAUGUAUACCUUCCAGAAGCAUUAUGAAGCUUGGAAAGAAUUCCGUAAAAACAACUGUGACAUGAAAUUAAUACUCCCAAAUCACAAGAUGAGGGCUCGCCAAAGAAAAAUGAAUAAUUUAUAAAGACUGUGUAUCCACCUAAGAAAUAAAUUGUAUUACAAUAA